AUGAAAAAUGACAAAAUCAUUAAAUUCAACAUUCUUGAAAAAGAUUCUAUUCAUUUUGGAUAUAAUUUAUGGUCACAUAUAAUUAAUGAGUUAUUUACAUAUAUUUUUUCUCCAAAAUAUGUAGUCAUUACAGACUCAAAUAUUGAAAGCUUAUAUAUUCCAGAUUUCAAGAAUUAUUUUAAAUCUAUAGCAAAGCAAAGGUCUAUUAAUUCAUGUCUUUUAUAUUUUACAAUUCCUAGUGGAGAAAAAUCAAAAUCAAGAAAAACAAAAGCAAUUAUAGAAGAUUGGCUUUUAUCGGAAAAAUGCACAAAAGACACUGUUAUAAUAGCAAUGGGAGGAGGUGUUGUAGGCGAUCUUGUAGGCUAUGUCUCUGCAACAUUUAUGAGAGGUGUUCGUUUUGUUCAAAUCCCUACAACUCUUUUAGCUAUGAUAGAUUCAUCCAUUGGAGGAAAAACUUCCAUAAAUAUACCUUAUGGAAAAAAUAUGAUUGGUGCUAUCUGGCAGCCUGAAAGGAUUUUUAUUGAUCUUACAUUUCUUAAAACUCUUACAGAAAGAGAAUUUAUAAAUGGAGUUGCAGAAUUAAUCAAGACCAUUAUUAUAUGGGAUGAAUCAGAAUUCAUAUUACUAGAAGAUCUCUCAAAAAAAGUUAUAAAAACAAUAAAAUCAAAAUCAGCAACAUCUAACCAAUACUCAAACUUUUAUGAAAUUAUAAAAGAUCUUGAGAGAUUUAUUCUGUCAUCAAUAAAAAUUAAAGCUUAUAUUGUUUCUAUAGAUGAAAGAGAAAAAGAUCUUAGGAACAUUUUAAACUUUGGCCAUUCUAUAGGACAUGCAAUAGAAACUGUUUUAGCAUCUCAUCUUUUGCAUGGAGAAUGUGUAUCAAUUGGAAUGAUUAAAGAGGCAGAAAUUUCUAGAUAUCUAGGCAUAUUGAAUCCUAAUGUAGUAUCGCGACUUACCGAAUGUUUAAACGUAUGGGGCUUACCAAUAUCUCUUAAGCAAAUUCAAAAAACAAUUUGCAAAGAAGAUCGUUUAGUAGAAAAUAUUCUUGAAGUCAUGGCUUUGGAUAAAAAAAAUGAUAGUAAUAAUAAAAAAAUUGUUCUCCUUUCAGCCAUAGGAAAAACAUAUGAAAAAAAGGCAUCAUCAGUAUCUGAUGAUAUUAUCAGGACAGUUCUUUCUGAGAAUAUUGUUUUAUAUAAUAUUCCAUUAAACAUACAUAAAAAACAUAUUACAAUUACUUUACCAGGAUCUAAAUCAAUAUCUAACAGAGCAUUAAUUUUAGCAGCACUUUCUAGUGGAAUUUGUCGCUUAAAAAACUUUUUGCAUUCAGAUGAUACAUACUAUAUGCUUUCUGCCUUAGAAAAACUGAAUGCAGCAGAAUUCAAAUGGGAAGAAGGAGGUAAUAUAUUAGUUAUUAAAGGCAAAUCCGGAUAUCUUGAAAAUCCAAAAAUGGAAUUAUAUCUUGGAAAUUCAGGUACAGCAUCUCGCUUCUUAACUACAAUCUGCACAUUAGUUCCGCCAAAUUCAUGUAAAGAUAAUAUAAUAUUAACAGGAGACAAUCGUAUGAAACAAAGACCCAUUGAUUCUUUAGUAAAUGCUCUUAAUAAUAAUGGAUGUAAUAUAGAAUAUCUUGAAUCAAAUAACUUUUUACCAUUAUUAAUCAAGCCAAAAAAUCCUGGAUUUUAUGGAGGACGUAUUAAUCUUUCAGCUACAAUCUCAUCUCAAUAUGUAUCAUCGAUUUUAAUGUGUUCUCCAUAUGCAGAAACACAAGUAACUCUUUCAUUAAUUGGAGGAAAACCAAUAUCACAACCAUAUAUAGACAUGACUAUUUCCAUGAUGUCAUUAUUCGGUAUUAAUGUUAUCAAAUCUCAUUUGGAAGAAAAUACGUAUUAUAUUCCAAAAGGAUGUUAUACUUGCCCCCCUGAAUAUAUAAUUGAAGGGGAUGCAAGCUCAGCUACAUAUCCUUUAGCAAUAGCUGCAAUAACAGGAGAAAGCUGUACAAUAUCCAAUAUUGGUAGCAUUUCACUACAAGGUGAUUCUAAGUUUGCAAAAGAUGUAUUAAAGCCCAUGGGUUGCGAAGUUAUUCAAUCAGAUACAACUACAUAUAUAAAAGGUCCAGAACAAGGAAAGCUUAAAUCACUAGAAUCUAUAAAUAUGGAAUUAAUGACAGAUGCUUUUUUAACAACAACAAUUUUAGCCUCUGUUGCAUAUAAAGAAUCAAAACCAUGUAUUACAAAAAUUACAGGAAUUUCUAACCAAAGGCUUAAAGAAUGUAACAGAAUUAAAGCCAUGGUCAUUGAACUUGCAAAAUUUGGAAUAGAAGCAGGUGAACUUCCAGAUGGAAUAUAUGUAAAAUCUUUAGAUAUUUCCAACCUCUUGUCACCAAAAAAUGGCAUCAAUUGCUACAAUGAUCAUAGAAUUGCAAUGAGUUUUAGUGUCUUGGCAUGCAUUUCACCAAAACCUACUAUUAUUUUAGGUAAAACUUGUGUUAAUAAAACUUGGCCUUAUUGGUGGGAUAUUUUAAAUUCAGCUUUUAAAGUUCAAAUAAGAGGAGCUGAAUCCACUUUAAAUUCUAUUUUUAAUCCGUAUAUAUUACAUCAUCCAUCAAAAUGUACUAUUAUUUUUAUUGGAAUGAAAGGUGCUGGAAAAACAACAUUAGGACAAUUUGCAGCUAACCUUCUUGAAAGAGAGUUCAUUGAUUUGGAUUUAGCUAUUGAAAAAGAUGUUAAAAUGACAAUUCUAGAAUUAGUUCAAAAACAUGGAUGGGAUACUUUUAGAAAAAAAGAAUUAUAUUUUCUUAAAAAUCUUUUAGCAGAAAAAAAAGAAAAUUACAUUAUAUCAUGUGGAGGAGGGAUCAUUGAGAGUGAAGAAGCUAGAGAUAUACUAUUAUCUUAUAUAAAAAAUAAAGGAAUUGUUAUACAUAUUCAUCGCAAUAUCAAAGAUAUCAUCGAAUAUUUAAAUACUGAUAAAACACGUCCUACAUCUACUGGUAAUAUAAUUGAUAUAUGGGAAAAGCGAAAACAAUGGUAUAAUUUGUGUAGUUCUCAUCAGUUUUAUAUACCUUCAACAGAUUCUAUAAAAGUUAGAGAAAAAGAUACAUUAUUAGAUAUUAAACCAUCUUUUCAUAAAUUUUUAAAAAUAAUUACAGGAGAAUAUGACCCAUUUCCUCAAAUUUUAAAGAAAGAAAGAAGCUAUUUUAUAUCUUUAGCAUUGUCAGAUAUUCAAAACCUUUACCAUUUACUAGAUGAUAUAACAAUUGGUUGUGAUGCAAUUGAAUUAAGAAUCGAUCUGUUUCAAAAACAGAAAGGAAUAAAUAAAUAUCCUAGUUUGAAAUAUAUAGCAGAACAAAUAUCGUUACUACGUCAGAAAACGAAUUUUCCUUUAAUUUAUACAUUACGUACAACAGAUCACGGAGGUUCCUUUGUUUUUGAAGAAAAAAUAGCAAAAAAAAUCAUUCUACAUGGUGCAAAAUUGGGUGUUGAAUUUAUCGAUAUACAAUUAAACAUGCCAACUAAAUUAUUUAAAAUUAUACAAGACUCUUGGCCAUAUACUAAAAUAAUUGCUUCUUUUCACAGUAUAGAGAAACCAAUAUCUUGCGAUGAUUUUGAAUGGAUACAAAAAUACAAAGAAGCACAACAACAUGGUCAUAUUGUAAAAUUAGUGGGGAUGUCAACGUCUUUUGAAGAUAAUUUUUUGUUAAAGGAAUUUAAAAAAAAAAUUGCUUAUGAAAAAAUACCUUCAAUAAUAAUAAAUACAGGUAUUAAUGGCCAACUAUCCAGAAUUAUAAAUGUAUUUAUGACACCAGUUACUCAUUCAUUAUUAUCAUCAAAAACUGCACUUGGACAGUUAUCAAUUAAAGAUAUUAAUAUUGCCCUUCACAUAAUGGGGCUUUUACCAAAAAAAGAGUACUUUCUUUUUGGAAGUCCGAUCAAACAUUCUCAAUCACCUAAUAUUCAUAAUCUAGGUUUCGAAAUUUUAGGUUUUCCGCAUAAAUAUCAAUUAUUUGAAACAAAUUCCAUUAAUGAACUUAAAAACAUAUUAUAUUCUGAUAAUUUUGGUGGUGCUUCUGUUACUGCACCAUUAAAAACAAGCAUACCAGUUUUAUUAGAUGAAUUGUCAGAUGAAGCAGUAUUAAUUGGUGCAGUUAAUACUAUAACAAAAAUACAUAAAAAUGGCAAACAUAUUCUCAAAGGAGAAAAUACAGAUUGGCAAGGAAUAGUAAAAGUAAUAACAAAUUCUAUAAAAUUUGAAAAAUCUUUAAAAGGUUUUUCAGGUUUUAUAAUUGGUGCAGGAGGAGCAAGCAGAGCAGCUAUAUAUGCUUUACUUUCUAUUAAAAUAUCACCAAUUUAUAUCAUAAAUCGCUCCAAAACUAAACUGGACAAAAUAUGUUCCUUUUUUAAUACUAAACAUAUAAUUCCAAUUACUGAAUGUUUUAAACUAGAUAAUAUAGACUUUAAUAUUCGAAUAGGAAUUUCAACAAUACCAGCAGAUAAUCCGGUAGAUUCUUCUAUUUUAGAAAUGGCUAAAAUUCUUUUUAAUUCAAAAACAAAAUCAUCAGAAAGUGUAUUUUUAGAUAUGUCAUAUAAACCACAUAUAACAGAACUUACGACUAUUGCAAAAACAUAUAACUGGAAAACUAUACACGGGUUAGAAAUUUUACUGGAACAGGGUUCUGAGCAAUUCUUAUUAUGGACAAAAACAUGUAUUCCUUACAACCAAGUAAAGCGUGCUAUAGUGACCCUAAACGAACAUACAACUAUUACUUAA
Messenger RNA from Pneumocystis jirovecii RU7, 4761 nucleotides. RefSeq names its product pentafunctional AROM polypeptide. Gene Ontology annotation, biological process: chorismate biosynthetic process; aromatic amino acid biosynthetic process. Gene Ontology annotation, molecular function: 3-phosphoshikimate 1-carboxyvinyltransferase activity; 3-dehydroquinate dehydratase activity; 3-dehydroquinate synthase activity. NCBI's taxonomy places the organism in Eukaryota, Fungi, Ascomycota, Pneumocystomycetes, Pneumocystales, Pneumocystaceae. The record is from RefSeq and is a predicted model, not a curated record. Bases 1 to 4761 code for a protein of 1586 amino acids. Gene Ontology annotation, cellular component: cytoplasm. The transcript is spliced from 2 exons.